Staurois parvus is the source of this 282-nucleotide messenger RNA. NCBI's taxonomy places the organism in Eukaryota, Metazoa, Chordata, Amphibia, Anura, Ranidae. The record is from the annotation of a GenBank genome assembly.
GAUGUCUGCAAUGGGUGUCAGUGCAACGUCAAUGACACUCCAAACCAGGGGUGGACUGACCAUUUGGAAACUCGAGCACUGCCCGAGGGCCCGAGGUCAGUAGGGGGCCCCAUGAGAUGCCCCUGGUACCUUUUUCUUAGGCUUUUUUGGGUUUGGGCAAGGACACAGGGGCCCCAUGAUCCCCUAUUGCCCGUCCCGGGGUCAGUAGGGUGCCCCAUGAGAUGCCCCUGGUACCUUUUUCAUAGGCUUUUUUGAGUUUGGGCAAGGACACAGGGGCCCCAU